Messenger RNA from Helianthus annuus (common sunflower), 759 nucleotides. RefSeq lists its product as uncharacterized. Lineage: Eukaryota; Viridiplantae; Streptophyta; Magnoliopsida; Asterales; Asteraceae. The record is from RefSeq and is a predicted model, not a curated record. The transcript has 3 exons. The coding region runs from base 1 to 609 and encodes 202 amino acids.
AUGAUGCUAACCCCGUCAGUGGGAGAACUACUGGUCGAAAGCGGCAAAUUGGCAAGUGAUCCUGCAAACGACACGAAUCACACUGAGAAACACAUACAUCACGAUCAACAUACAUAUUAUAGUAAAAUAAAUCCUAACCCUUCAUUCUCUUUUCACAUAUGCGCACACAACACCACAGAAGCUCUGUCUUCUCUCCUGCAUUUCCGGCGGCCGGAGAAGCUCCGGCCAGCCACCGGCGCGACCGUUUUUGCUGGCAGGUCAACCCCAACACUCAGUGAGUUCCUGUCUAUCUCGUCACAGCAGGUCACCGGAGUGACCUCCGGCCACGAUUCAGACCGGCGAUCAGACGCCGGCUUCUCCGUCAAACAACUACACACCCCACCUUUAGUUCGCCUCGUUAAACAUCCAUCACACCCACCCCCACCUGUUGCAUCGCCAAAUGAAGGGCCAGCCACUGCCUUGGCGACGGCACACGGCGGCGGAAGUCAAGAGAAAGAGAGAGAUAAGCAGUUAGACAGAGGAGGAGCCGACGCACGUUCGUUAACAGCAGUAUUGUUCCGGAUGAUGGAUGAUGUUAUUGGUGACCGACGGCAACAAUGGCAGUGGUAGUGCUUAGGUAGGUCCAGUUCGGGUCAACAGUUAAACGCGGGUGUGGGUGUGGACAGAUCCAAGGCUACGAGAUAGACUUUAGGGGUUUGAUACCUUUUGGGGUCCGGUCAAACGUGGUCAAACAGUCAACUGAGUCCGGGUUCGGGUCAA